ACUUGCUGGUUUAGAGACGUUACGCUCAGCCGUCACAAAUAUGUGCCACCUUUUUGGCUCCGGUGAUCAGAACACGGAAGAGGAUGGACUUGGCUUAUGUUUGAUCACCAGGCGUUGUGGUGUAUGUGCGGGCAGCACGGUAUAUGCGGACAAACAAAAGAGCACACAGCAAUGCGCACUGAGGGCGCAGUAAUAGUUCCGCCUACGGGCUGUUUAAACUGGAGUUCGGUGGCGGCCAGUCAGCCAGUGAUAGGUCACAUGUUGCAGCGUCAUUGUGUAGUAAAGUUACUGUAGUUGCGAGAGGCUCCUCAUUUCGGCUCCGGAGUGUUCUCUCCCUCUCUCUCUCUCUCUCUCUCUCUCUCUCCUUCUAUUGCUCCCUCAUCCAGUGGUGCUGUGUGUGCCGCUGUGGCGUUUCAGCAUGCGACAACUUCAGUUUCAGGCGAUCUCCACUGGAGCCGUGCAGCCAUGGGAGUGCAUUACCUCAGCCAUGCAAUUUCCACCAUCAAUAAUUUAAUCUAUUUGCUCCAAAAGCAGAAGAGAGAGAUAUCCUGAAGCUUGUUGGUGGUUCCGAGAGAGGGAAAAUAUCGCUUAAAGUCCAAUUUACUCAGGGAGUUGUCCAACUCAUCCCAGAUGACACCCCUGUCCUGUUGAAUGGUCUGUUUUACGACUGGACAGUGAAAGUUCCACCAGGUUAGAAGAGUGAUGACCAUCCUGUUCCUUACUAUGGUUAUUUCAUACUUCAGUUGCAUGAGAGCUGUGCCCCUGAGAGACGCCCCGGGCAUGCGGGGCCAUCGGACGGAAGGCUACUUGGGCGCUGCUGCUGCGACAGCCGCCCGAGGCCAUGGGACUCCACAGAGUGGUGGUGGGCCAGGCCAGCGUGGGGAACUGCCCUCACUCACAGACACAUUUGAGCAAGUGAUAGAAGAGCUGCUGGAGGUGGAGGGAGAGGCGGCACAGCUGGGACAGGGGGCUGAUAAGAGCCAGGGAGGUGGGGGCCCGUCCUCUGUGGUCACCGCAGAGAACAAGGAUGUCAACCUGUACGACUCGCGGGUGAUGAUCAGCAACCAAGUGCCUUUGGAGCCGCCCUUGCUCUUUCUGCUGGAGGAAUACAAAAACUAUCUGGACGCCGCUAACAUGUCCAUGAGGGUGCGGCGACACUCCGAUCCCUCACGACGUGGAGAGCUCAGUGUGUGUGACAGUAUUAGCCAGUGGGUGACAGCUGUGGAUAAAAAGACGGCAAUAGACAUGUCUGGGCAGACAGUUACCGUCAUGGAAAAGGUCCCUGUCCCCAAUGGCCAACUGAAGCAAUACUUUUAUGAGACCAAAUGCAACCCCAUGGGGUACACAAAGGACGGCUGCAGAGGAAUAGACAAGCGGCAUUACAAUUCCCAAUGCAGGACAACCCAGUCCUAUGUGCGAGCGCUUACCAUGGAUAGCAAAAAGAAGAUUGGCUGGCGGUUUAUAAGGAUAGACACUUCAUGUGUAUGCACAUUGACCAUUAAAAGAGGGAGAUAGUGUAUAAAAUGUAUAGAUUUUAUUGAAGAGUUUAAAAAAGAGAAUAAAGAGAAAAUAUCUAUUUGUAUAUAUACAUAACAGGGUAAAUUAUUCCGUCAAAUGAAAAUUUUAUGGACUGCAUGUAAAAAAAAGAUGAAGUUUAUACAGUAAAGGUGAUACUACAGUCUAUUUAUUGAACAUAUUCAUGACCUUGUAAACAAUUAAAAAAAAUCUGAUCAGUCAUUUGCGCCCAGUUUAAAUUACUGUAUCACAUUCCUCAAUACAUUGUGAAUUGUUUAAUGUUGCCAAGAAUUAUCAAGAAAGUGGAGGAGG
Messenger RNA from Cynoglossus semilaevis (tongue sole), 1827 nucleotides. RefSeq names its product brain-derived neurotrophic factor (gene bdnf). The transcript is spliced from 2 exons. NCBI's taxonomy places the organism in Eukaryota, Metazoa, Chordata, Actinopteri, Pleuronectiformes, Cynoglossidae. Gene Ontology annotation, biological process: neuron projection morphogenesis; cell surface receptor protein tyrosine kinase signaling pathway; modulation of chemical synaptic transmission. The coding region runs from base 703 to 1515 and encodes 270 amino acids. Gene Ontology annotation, molecular function: growth factor activity; nerve growth factor receptor binding. Gene Ontology annotation, cellular component: axon; synaptic vesicle; dendrite. The record is from RefSeq and is a predicted model, not a curated record.